Molecule: messenger RNA, 705 nt
Organism: Prunus dulcis (almond)
Lineage: Eukaryota; Viridiplantae; Streptophyta; Magnoliopsida; Rosales; Rosaceae
Product: aspartic proteinase nepenthesin-2-like
Exons: 1
Coding region: 1-705 (234 amino acids)
Source: RefSeq, a predicted model, not a curated record
AUGGCAAACCCUGGAUUGAGCAUUAAGCUCAUCCACCCCGAUUCCCAACCCAACCUCACACAGUCACACAGAACUCAAAAACUCAUUCUCCUAUCCAAACCUCGCGCCAUGCGCCUAACGAAAGACUUGCAUUCCAAGUACAUCAAUAAUUCCAAUGCUAAUGUUGUGCCUGCAAAAAUUUAUUAUCAAAAAGACUCUACCUACAUGGCACAAGUGAGCACAGGCACAUUCAGGAGGACACCCCCAAUUUCUUACUUCCUUGACGUGGACACGGGGAGUGGCAUUAUAUGGAUCCAAUGCCAAGAGUGUAGAAAUCCAGGACACCACUGCUUUUACCAGAGACAACCCCUUUUCCCCUCUUUGGAAUCCCUUUCUUAUCAAAAACUUGUUUGUAAUCGCCACCCCCUUUGCUUUCCCGGAAGAUGCAUUGGGAACUUUUGCUCCUACCUUGUGCAGUACGACGAUGGUGCUACAUCCGAAGGCUACCUUGCAUCAGAAACCUUUAAUUUCGAUUCAAAUUCAACUUCUCGAAACGUAGUUUUUGGGUGUGGUAUUAAUCAGAUCAAAAUGGAUAGGUAUGGUACUGGGGGUGGUAAUGUUGCUGGCAUAUUAGGCUUGGGAUGGUCAUCUCAUUCCCUUGUCAACCAAUUAGGCCCUAAUAGCACAAGCCAAGUUCUCAUAUUGCCUCCAAACAACGCACAAUAA